GAUAUUCCUCCAUUUAGGAGCCGACCCAAACAAAGCCUGCUUCCAGCCGACUGUUUGCAUGCCUUCCUCUCAACAAUUACCUCUGCAAAAAGCUGUUCCUCAUUUUCAGACCUCAGCUCAGCUCAGCUCACACACACCAAUCCUUCUCUCUCUCUCUCUCUCUCUCUCUCUCUCUUACUACUCCAUCAUAAAACCCCCCCGAGACGACCAAACUGCCAAGCCGACCGAGCUAGAGAGAAAAACAUGACGACGGACGCAGCCGAAAGGAAAGGCGCGAGGCAGAGCCAGGUCGGCGCGCCACCGCCGGAGCCGGAGCAUCUGCCCUGCCCGCGCUGCGACUCAACCAACACCAAGUUCUGCUACUACAACAACUACAACUUCUCUCAGCCGCGCCACUUCUGCAAAUCCUGCCGCCGCUACUGGACCCACGGGGGCACUCUCCGCGACAUCCCCGUCGGCGGCGGCAGCCGCAAGAACGCCAAGAGAUCGCGCACUAAUAUCUCCUCCGUCUCCGCCAACCCCGCCGCCGCCGCCCUCUUCUCCUCCCCUCAUCACGACUUCCGGAACUACCCCGUAGCCGCCUCUCCAUUCCUCGUCCCCUUAGCCACCGCCGUCGACCACGGCGGCGCGACUCCGUUCGCCACCGACGCCAAGAUGUGCGGAAGCUUCACGAACCUUCUGAGCAACCAAGGCACGAGCCUCUUAGCCUUAGGCGGACUCGGGUUCGGGCUCGGGCCUGGACUCGACGAUAUGGGCUUCGGGCUCGGAAGGGCAUUCUGCCCAAUUCCCGGCGUCGCCGAGAACGGAGGCGACGCCGGCGCCGGUAACGUUAUGGGAUCAGGCAUGGUAGGGCACACGUGGCAGUUUGAGAAUGGCGAGGCUGGACUCGUUGCUGGCGGCGACUGCUUCACUUUACCGGAUCUCGCCAUUUCCACGCCCGGAAAUUUCAUGAAAUAGAACAACAACAAAGAUUGUAAUGAAAAUGAAAAUGAAUAUGAUCGAGCUUUCCAUGUCCGUACUGUAAUGUGGAGAAUUAGGUUAGGGGCAAGGCAAUCCAUGUCCGAUAAGUACACCUCAAGGUUUUCCAUGGUCGUUAGGUUUUGCAGUUUGCAUCUUUUCCCUGCAGAUUGUUGAUUACUAAUUAAUAUUUCCAUCCGCCAUGAACA
Messenger RNA from Andrographis paniculata, 1166 nucleotides. Its product is annotated as dof zinc finger protein DOF3.4. The record is from RefSeq and is a predicted model, not a curated record. Gene Ontology annotation, biological process: regulation of DNA-templated transcription. NCBI's taxonomy places the organism in Eukaryota, Viridiplantae, Streptophyta, Magnoliopsida, Lamiales, Acanthaceae. Bases 244 to 957 code for a protein of 237 amino acids. The transcript has a single exon. Gene Ontology annotation, molecular function: DNA binding; DNA-binding transcription factor activity.